Didymodactylos carnosus is the source of this 1791-nucleotide messenger RNA. NCBI's taxonomy places the organism in Eukaryota, Metazoa, Rotifera, Eurotatoria, Philodinida, Philodinidae. The record is from the annotation of a GenBank genome assembly.
AUGGCCCCAUUCGCUAAAGUUGGGGGACUUGCAGACGUUGUUUCUUGUUUACCCAAAGCAGUGGCUUCGUUGAACCAUGAAGUAAUAGUAUGCAUUCCCUUUUAUGGCUGUAUUAGAAUAAAUGUAUCCGAUGCUUUACCGAUUGAAAAGACAGAAAUCAAUUUCAAUAUUGAGCAUAAUCAUGUCACAUAUUCUAUCAAUAUUUUAAAAACUCGUCUAGCGGAUAAUGUCUUGGUCUAUUUUAUUCAUAACUACGAACUAUAUGAAAAAUCAAUGAAUAUUUAUUUUCCAAAACAACCUGAAUUUGAUCUAUUACGCUUUGAAGUCUUUGGAAAAUCUACAUUAAAAUUAUUAAUUGAAUUAGAAUUUCAACCGGAUAUAUUUCAUAUAAACGAUUGGCAUUCAUGUAAUAUAGCUGUUUAUAAGCAAAACGACAAAUAUUUUCAAAACAGUAAAGUUCUAUUAACUAUUCACAAUUUUGAAUAUCAAGGAUUAAGCAAAGAUGGAAACAGAAAUUGGUUAAUGGACGGUAUUAAGAGUAGCGAUGCAGUGGUUGCUGUUUCUUCAACGUAUGCCAAUGAUAUUUCAAAACAAAUCGAUCGUAAAAUAAUUGGAAUCUUGAAUGGUAUCGAUGUUGAUUUUUUUAAUCCAGCAACUGAUAAAUAUUUAGUAGAAAAAUACGAUGAAACAAAUGUUGAUAUAGGAAAAUUGAUGUGCAAAAAACAGUUACAAUCUGAUUUAGAACUUGAAAUAACAAAUGAUAAACCAUUGUUCGGUAUGGUAACACGAUUAGUGAAGCAAAAAGGAAUUGAUUUAGUUAUCAGUAUUUUACCAGAUAUCAUUGAUUUGGGUGCACAAUUAGUUAUCCUAGGCAAUGGAGAAGAACAAUUUGAAGAAAUAUUAAAAACUCACAAUCAAAAAUAUCCCAAAAGUUUUCGGUAUGUCAAUGAUUUUAAUAUAAAAUUAGCACAAUGUAUUUACGGUGGUUGUGAUAUAUUCCUGAUGCCAUCCAAAUUUGAACCAUGUGGUUUGGGCCAAAUGAUUGCGUUACGUUAUGGUAGUUUACCUUUAGUAAGACAGACAGGCGGUCUAAAAGAUACAAUCAAAGAUAUAGAUUACGAGACUAAUGCACAUGAUGAUCAACAACGAGAUGCUGACUUAAUGGCCGAUUCAUUACUUGAACGAAAAGAUCGUUUUUUAUGUAUAACGCGUGCCUUUCCAUUAGCUGAUAAUAUCUCUCAAGUGUUAGAAGAUAUUAAAUUAAUUAAUGAACGUGAUUCACCUCCACCUAAUUAUCAAAGCUUAUCUUUUACCGCUGAUACCCGAGAAAAAGGCACAACAAAACGUGCGAUAGUUGUUAAAAUGGUUGCGCGUCAAGCUGGAAUGAAAUCCAUCAAUGAUAUUAUAUUUCUUUAUCGUACAAAACGUCCACCACAAUUGUAUACAAUGAUUGGCGAAAUAAAUGGAUUAACAAUGUGUAUUAAAGAAGGUACUGUGCCACCGAUGAGACAAGCACCUGAUCCACCUGCACAAACUGCAAUUAAUUAUCCUGAUCAACAACAAAAUUUUUAUGAAUCAGCAACUAUGCAACGACAUGCACAAGAAAAUUCAGCCAUUGAAGGUAUUCCAUUUUUAAUAAAUCCAAAAUACCUAAAAUCAAAUAAACACAAUACUAAUUCUUCAACAAAUGAUUUAUCAUGGCUUGAUUCGUUGCAAAUAUUAGAUCUGAAUCAAAUAGAACAAAAAUAUCAUUACGAUUUUUCAUUAGAACGUACCUAUGAUAGAAUUUGA